UCUCUGUUCCCAGUGUCACUGAGUAGAACUACUUGCUGUGCAGUUGUUGAUGUUAUUGAGGUAAUAUUAAGCCUACUGCAUCUUGCCAGCGUGGACACUGCAGUUGUUGUUUACUGUAAGCUGUCUCAACACAGUAGGCCAAGACAGAGCCUGUCUGAGCUACUUGGAAUUUCACAAUUUUGGUCUGACCCCGAGAGGACGACAUGGACUUUCUCAAGUGGCCUCUGUUUUUUGUGUGCCUUUGCUCUAAGGGUUCUGAAACUGAAGGCUCAUCUUGGACAAUUAAGGUGCCGUCUUCAGUAAAAGGUCUCCCUGGAUCCUGUUUGGUGAUCCCUUGCUCGUUCAACUACCCAGAUCCAGGCAGGGUGGUCACUGAAUUCACUGGGAUGUGGGCCGAGGGGGAACAUGAGCUCAUCUAUCACCCAGACAAGUUAACAGUGAAGCAGUAUCAGAGUCGGACAGAGCUGCUGGGAGACAUCAGUCUGAAGAACUGUUCAUUUAAGAUUGAUCCCCUUCGACAAAGUGACCAAGGGCCGUUUUAUUUCAGGAUCGAAAUGGCAGGCUAUGAAAAGUUUUCUUACAAAGAGAACAGAGUCUCCAUUACAAUGAGUGUACCAAAUCCCAUCCAGUUCUCUGUGAAAGAGGAGGUAGUGGAAGGUGAUAAGGUGUCUGCAUCCUGCUCAGUGUCUCACUCCUGCCCCACCUCUCCUCCUGUCUUCACCUGGAGUCACAAAGGACACACACAUGUCCAACCACAGCAGCUUGACGAUGGCCAGUGGAGAGCGACAUCUACCAUAAACUUUCAAGCUACCAGCGCUGAUCACAACAAGCCUUUAAAGUGUACUGUAACAUACCAUGGAGGGCAGCACCAAACAACAUCCAGAGACCUCAAAGUAAAAUGUAAGUGUAUAUGGCAGUGUGGCUUUAAACACUGUAACUUAGUAAGUACGUGAUACUAUUAUUAUACA
Messenger RNA from Perca fluviatilis (European perch), 968 nucleotides. RefSeq names its product myelin-associated glycoprotein-like. The transcript is spliced from 4 exons. The record is from RefSeq and is a predicted model, not a curated record. NCBI's taxonomy places the organism in Eukaryota, Metazoa, Chordata, Actinopteri, Perciformes, Percidae. Bases 204 to 953 code for a protein of 249 amino acids.